Messenger RNA from Canis lupus familiaris (dog), 1655 nucleotides. RefSeq names its product ephrin A3 (gene EFNA3). The record is from RefSeq and is a predicted model, not a curated record. The transcript has 5 exons. Gene Ontology annotation, cellular component: plasma membrane. NCBI's taxonomy places the organism in Eukaryota, Metazoa, Chordata, Mammalia, Carnivora, Canidae. Gene Ontology annotation, biological process: axon guidance; ephrin receptor signaling pathway. Gene Ontology annotation, molecular function: ephrin receptor binding. The coding region runs from base 35 to 751 and encodes 238 amino acids.
GGGGGCGGCGGCGGCGGCGGCGGCGGCUCCGGGGAUGGCGGCGGCUCCGCUGCUGCUGCUGCUGCUGCUCGUGCCGGUGCCGCUGCUGCCGCUGCUGGCCCAGGGGCCCGGGGGGGCACUGGGAAACCGGCAUGCGGUGUACUGGAACAGCUCCAACCAGCACCUGCGACGAGAGGGCUACACGGUGCAGGUGAACGUCAACGACUACCUGGACAUUUACUGUCCUCACUACAAUGGCUCGGGGGUGGGCCCCGGGGCGGGCCCGGGCCCCGGGGGCGGGGCGGAGCAGUACGUGCUGUACAUGGUGAGCCACGCCGGCUACCGCACCUGCAACGCCAGCCAAGGCUUCAAGCGCUGGGAGUGCAACCGCCCGCACGCCCCCCACAGUCCCAUCAAGUUCUCGGAGAAGUUCCAGCGCUACAGCGCCUUCUCGCUGGGCUACGAGUUCCACGCCGGCCACGAGUACUACUACAUCUCCACGCCCACCCACAGCCUGCACUGGAAGUGCCUGCGGAUGAAGGUGUUCGUCUGCUGCGCCUCCACAUCGCACUCCGGGGAGAAGCCGGCCCCCACCCUCCCCCAGUUCACCAUGGGUCCCCAGGUGAAGAUCAACGUGCUGGAGGACUUUGAGGGAGAGAAUCCCCAGGUGCCCAAGCUGGAGAAAAGCAUCAGCGGGACGAGCCCCAAGCGGGAACACCUGCCCCUGGCUGUGGGCAUCGCCUUCUUCCUCAUGACGCUCUUGGCCUCCUAGCUCUGCCCCCUCCCUCAGCUGGGAGACGUGGGGCUGGCAAAGGGUGGGGAGACUCUGGCCUCUCCGAGGGAAGCCUGGGUGUGGGGCUAGACCCCUUCUCCGAUGGCUGGGAGUGUGGUCUGCAGCAUACAUCCGUGCCCAUCUCCUUCGCCCUCUCGCUCCCCAUGUAGGGCACAGUAGUGGGCCAGACACAGGGACGGCCACGGUCCCGGAUGGCCUUCUGGCUCCGGUACCUUUCCCUGGUACCCUCCCUUGUUGUCACCACCAGAGACCUAGAGAGCCAGUCCAAGUGUGGGAGGCACCCCCAUCAUCUCUUCUAGGGGUGGACACAGGGAGAGGACUAGAUGGGCGAGGGGGUGGCAGCGCCUACUGCCCCCUUUCCCCUGUUUACAGCAAUAAGCACGUCCUCCUCCCACUCCCGCUCCCAGGAUUUCAGUUUGGAUCGGAUCCAAGUUUACAAGCAGACACCCCUGGGGGGGGCGGGCAGGGGACAAGGUGACAAAGGGUGGGCAUUGGGGUGCCGGCAGGCAUGUACAGACUCUAUAUCUCUAUAUAUAAUGUACAGACGGACAGACUCCCUCUCUCCCCAACCCCCUGCCCUCCUUGACCUCCUUUCCAGCUUCAGACCCCUUCCCCACCAGGCUAGGCCCCCCCACCGGGGGACCCCCUGGCCCCUCUUUUGUCUUCUGUGAAGACAAGACCUAUGCAACGCACAGACACUUUUGGAGACCGUGAGACAACGACGCCCUGUCCCCUCCAGCCCCCAGCCAGGACCCAAACCCACAACCCCGCCCUGCCCUCCUUCUGUGGCCCCACCCAUCCUCCUGGGCCUUUUUCAAGUGCUUUGGCUGUGACUUUCAUACUCUGCUCUUAGUCUAAAAAAAUAAACUGGAGAUAAAAAUAA